Monopterus albus (swamp eel) is the source of this 2938-nucleotide messenger RNA. RefSeq names its product pre-mRNA processing factor 19 (gene prpf19). Lineage: Eukaryota; Metazoa; Chordata; Actinopteri; Synbranchiformes; Synbranchidae. Gene Ontology annotation, cellular component: U2-type catalytic step 1 spliceosome; cytoplasm; Prp19 complex. Gene Ontology annotation, biological process: mRNA splicing, via spliceosome; DNA repair; protein ubiquitination. The record is from RefSeq and is a predicted model, not a curated record. Gene Ontology annotation, molecular function: ubiquitin protein ligase activity; protein binding.
AGAUCAGAUCCGCGAGAGGGCAGUGGCGCAUCUGUGAUUGUUGGACGCUGACCUCGAAACAGAACGUAGAAGAAGAAGACGCAGCCAGUUUGUAGCGGCAAUGAAAGGACAGCGUGCUACCUCCAAUUUAAGCAAAAUAUAAGUGUACAUUAGAGGAGAUAACUAUCAAAUCACAGUCAAGCCUAAUUUGGUUUGUUGAAAAAACUCUUAAGACUGCGUCGGGAAGAUGUCUUUGGUUUGUGCAAUCUCCAGUGAGGUGCCGGAGCACCCGUGUGUCUCUCCGGUCUCAAACCAGGUGUUUGAACGCAGGCUGAUAGAGAAGUACAUCGCAGAGAAUGGGACGGACCCGAUGAACGGACAACCCUUGUCUGAAGAGCAGCUCGUAGAUAUCAAAGUCUCACAUCCUAUUAGACCAAAGGCACUCACAAGCAUCCCUGCCAUUCUCAAGUCCCUUCAAGAUGAGUGGGAUGCUGUUAUGCUCCACAGCUUCACCUUGCGGCAGCAGCUGCAGACCACUCGCCAAGAACUGUCACAUGCACUCUACCAACACGAUGCCGCCUGCAGAGUCAUCGCUCGACUCACCAAAGAGGUCACUGCUGCGAGAGAAGCCCUCGCCACACUCAAGCCCCAAGCUGGAUUGGUUGCUCCUCAGGCAAUUCCUGCCUCUCAGCCAGCUGCAGCAGGUGCAGGUGGAGAGCCUAUGGAGAUUAGUGAACAGGUGGGAAUGACCCCAGAGAUCAUCCAGAAGCUCCAAGACAAAGCUACUAUCCUCACCACAGAGAGAAAGAAGAGAGGAAAGACUGUGCCAGAGGAGCUGGUCAGAGCAGAGGAUCUCGGUAAAUACCGCCAAGUGGCUUCCCAUGCUGGUCUUCAUAGUGCCAGUGUUCCUGGUAUUCUGGCUUUGGAUCUGUGUCCCUCAGACACCAACAAAGUGCUCACGGGUGGAGCUGAUAAAAACGUGGUGGUGUUUGAUAAGAAGGACGAGCAGAUUGUGGCAACACUUAAGGGUCACACCAAGAAGGUUACCUCUGUCAUUUACCAUCCAUCUCAGUCUGUGGUCUUCUCUGCAUCUCCAGACACCACCAUCCGUGUGUGGUCUGUUACUGGAGGCAACUGUGUCCAGGUUGUGCGUGCCCAUGAGGCAGGUGUCACUGGACUCUCUCUACAUGCUACUGGGGACUACCUGCUCAGCUCUUCUGAGGAUCAGUACUGGGCCUUUUCUGAUAUCCAGACUGGCAGAGUCCUUACCAAAGUUACUGAUGAAAGUGCUGGCUGCGCUCUCACCUGUGCUCAGUUCCACCCUGAUGGUCUCAUUUUUGGCACUGGGACGGCUGACUCUCAAAUCAAGAUCUGGGAUCUGAAGGAGCGCACCAAUGUGGCCAACUUCCCUGGCCACUCUGGUCCUGUCACCUCCAUUGCUUUCUCUGAGAACGGAUACUAUCUGGCCACAGGUGCCCAGGAUAGCUCUCUGAAACUGUGGGAUCUGAGGAAACUGAAGAACUUCAAGACCAUCACUCUGGACAACAACUAUGAGGUGAAGUCCCUCGUGUUCGAUCAGAGUGGCACCUACCUGGCUGUAGGAGGGUCUGACAUCCGCGUAUACAUUUGCAAGCAGUGGUCUGAGGUCCUCAACUUCACAGACCAUACAGGAUUGGUGACUGGAGUGGCCUUUGGAGAGAAUGCUCAGUUCCUAACCUCUGCAGGAAUGGACAGAAGUCUCAAAUUUUACAGUUUGUAAAAGAGGAAAUAAUUCAGGAUGGUGAGAGGUGGACAACAAAGUAUCUCUAUGUCCUGGACACAGACUUAGCAUAGACUGAUAAUAUUUAGAAAAAAGAAAAAAAAAAUCUAACUGCUAACUUUUGCAUCUUUAGUGUGUUAGUUCUCAUGCCCAGGAAAGUGAUUGCCUGAAAUUAUCUAUUUGAAACCACAGCAGCAUGGCUGGAAUAACAACAAUGAAGUUUAAAUAAUACAACAGCCAGUGUAAUGUUCCUGUUUGAUUUGCCAGCAAUUAUAAUUUUACUGUAGUAUUUUUUUUUUCUGUUUCGGGGAAGGAACGGGGGUCUAAAAUUGCUUGUAAUACAACUCCAAAGUGUUGCAGUACACAGUGUAGUAAACUGUCCACAUACAGUGGAGAACUAUGUGGUGAUGACAUACAAUUGACCAUGUGCUUUGCUUCUUAAUGUAGAUCAGUGUCCUUAUAUUAUCUUUAGGGUAAGAUGAAAAUACAUUUGUAGUGAUUACAGUACAGUUAAGAUGAUGAUGAGCAGGUGUGAGAUUCAUGUUCCUCUGGCAAAUUCAGUCUUGCUGAACUUCCCCUCAUUUUCAUUUGCUGUUUCAUUUGUUCCAAGCUUUUUUUUGUCACUGUACAUUUCUCAUUUCUAUUUUAUCUGUUUUAUCUCUGCCCUUUUACAUAAAAUAAAAUAUCUUUUGUAUUGCUGUACAAGAGUUUGUCAGAUUAAGACUGAUGGCACAGUUGGCUCCUCUGAAGGAAAUGAAAAAUAAAUGUUCCUUGGUUUUCUGACAUUUCCACAAAUAACAAGAUACUCAGUAAGGGCAUAUUAGCCUAUAGCUAGUAGAACUACCCUUUAUUAAUUAUCUACUGAUCAAUUUGUUAAUCAUUGUGGACAAAAUUCUAAAUUGUCUAAAGUCAAUUUUUUCAGUGGAGAAAGAGUAGAAUUUAUUAGUCCACAAUAUUAUUCAACUUUUUGGUUGGGAAAAUCAUUGCAGCACAUUUCAUCACUGAAUAAUUUUUCCUUCAGAACUACAACAUAAUGAGUCCCUGGGGGGCUGUUUAUUCCCCAGGGACUUUCCCUAUGAAGAGGAUGUUUUGUUGCCAAGGUCAUGUCAGUCUAGGAAAUGCAUUUUGGUGAUAAUGACCCCAUGUUUUAUAUGCAUCUGGCAGUGCUGCGCUGUAACUAAAUACUUUUUCUCAAGAACU